Messenger RNA from Phaeoacremonium minimum UCRPA7, 3240 nucleotides. Its product is annotated as putative rad4 family protein. Gene Ontology annotation, cellular component: nucleotide-excision repair factor 2 complex; XPC complex; cytoplasm. The transcript is spliced from 3 exons. Gene Ontology annotation, biological process: mismatch repair; nucleotide-excision repair. NCBI's taxonomy places the organism in Eukaryota, Fungi, Ascomycota, Sordariomycetes, Togniniales, Togniniaceae. The coding region runs from base 1 to 3240 and encodes 1079 amino acids. Gene Ontology annotation, molecular function: single-stranded DNA binding; damaged DNA binding. The record is from RefSeq and is a predicted model, not a curated record.
AUGUUCUCGUGGUGGGUGUUAGCCGUCUCUCUGAGCGCCCUCGGCGUCUUCCGCAGAUGUCAUUACGCCACGCUCGGCCAAGAGCAGCAGGAGAAGCAGUUCCAGGAGCGGCUUGACGCGGCCAUGGAGUUCGAGCGGAAGAGGGAGAGGGAAGCACAGGAAGCCAGCACGGCGGCAGAGGCACAGAUGGAGAAGAAGGUCACUAGCCCAGGAGAACAGGAAGAUACGGAUGCUGAAGUCCAGCGUGAACUUGCAGAAGUCAUUUCGAGGACAAACAGCAGAAUCCUCCCACGCAAGCGCUUGCGGGAUGAGGACGGCGAGAGCUCGAAAAAGAAGGCAAAGACUGUCGCGACCAAAGCCCCGCCGAGGAAGCCCACCUUGUUCGACGACCUCGAUGCGACAUCCACGCCGCGAACCUCCGGUCGCAGCAGCCGAGCACCAGUAAAGUAUGGCGACAGCAGCGAUGAUGAAAGCGCACUGUCAUCACUCUCGGAUGCCGACUUCGAAGAUGUCCUGACUGCCAAACCCCCGAAGGCGGACGAGCCAAGCGACGACGACGACGACGACAUCGAAUUUGAAGAUGUCCCGCAUGUGGCUUCCGCUGUCCCUGAAGGGCCUGAACCUUCGGGAGAUCUUGAGCUGACGCUAUACCGAGAUCCGCAUGUUUCAUACGAAGAUGCGCUUGGUGACAAGAAAGGACCAACGAAGCGCGAGCGCAGGAUUCGGAUUACAACGCACUGCAUUCAUGUACAGUUUCUUAUGUGGCACAACGCGAUACGUAAUUCCUGGUUAUGCGACCCGGAAGUACAAGGGAUACUACUCUCACAUCUUUCACCAUCACUUUGGGAGGAAGUUGAGCGGUGGAGACGGAACAGCGGCUUGCAGCCUCAAGAAGAAAGCAAGCCGAAAGUCUCGAAGGACACGAAAGGAAAAGGCAAGAGCAAGCCGACACCCAAGGGGAAGGGCAAAAAGGGAGCCGAAAAGCCUUCUAGGGACUGGGGCGAUGCUGCCGAACGACUGGAAAAGGGGGCCGUUAAUAUGAGCCAUGGCGAUCCGUUGUUCAGGCUAGUUAAGGCGCUGGCUGCGUGGUGGAGACAACGAUUUCGCAUUACGGCGCCUGGCCUUCGAAAGCUGGGGUGGAUGAAGUUGCAGCGUCUCUCGCGACUCACGAAGGAGUUUGAGAAUGACAAGGACAAUCACGAGCUGUUUGGCGAGAGGAUCCGCAACAUCGAGGACUUUAAACGACGAGCCCAAGAGUGUACGGGCAGUCGCGAUUUAGGAGCACAGCUCUUUACGGCUCUUCUUAGAGGACUCGGCUUGGAGGCUCGGAUGGUCGCAAAUUUGCAGCCGGUCGGGUUCAGCUGGACGAAGCUCGAGGAAGCAGAUCCAGAGAAAGAGGAUGAGAAGGCAGAAAAGACACAGCCUCCUGUCGAGCCUGCAAAAAAGGCAGCAAAGACGAAAGCGAGCAAGGUGUCUAAGCCUAGCCAGCCAACCAGGUCAUCACGUCGGACAAAUCAAAAGCACACGAAAGCUGAUGCGGAGGAUUCUGAUGAUUUUGACAUGUUGGAGGAGAAUAGCGACAAUGAUUCGGUCAUCGAACUUCCCACCCCUAAGAAAGGCGCGAAAUCAAAAGUGUACGACAAGGACCUCGAGUUUCCUCAUUAUUGGACUGAAAUCUUGUCUCCGGUCACGAAUAAGUACCUUUCAGUGGACGUCAUUGUCAAAAACAUUGUUGCAACCAAUCGUGAGCUUGUCGAAGCCUUCGAGCCGAGAGGCGGCCAGGCUGACAAGGCCAAGCAAGUCAUGGCUUAUAUCGUUGGCUUCUCCCCAGAUGGAACAGCUAAAGACGUCACUGUUCGAUACCUCAAGCGCCAGACACUUCCUGGGAAAACCAAGGGCAUGCGCAUCCCUGUCGAGAAGAUACCUGUACACAAUAAGAACGGGAAAGUGAAAAAGUAUGAGCAAUUUGACUGGUUCAGAUCUGUCAUGCGGGCAUAUGCUAGAGGCGAUAGAAAACACCCCUUAACAGAGGUCGACGAUGAGGAGGAUUCCACCGAUCUGAAGCCUGCGAAGCCUCAGAAGAAGGAGGUGAAAGAAGGAGAGGAAACCUUGCAAUACUACAAGCAGUCUCAAGAAUUUGCUCUUGAACGACACCUGAGGAGAGAGGAAGCCCUGCUGCCGACGGCGGAGCCAGUCAAGGUCUUCAAAAAUAAAGGAAAGGGCGGUAAAAUAGAAGAAGAGCCAGUGUACUUGCGAAAGGAUGUUGUGCAGGUGAAGAGUGCCGAGACAUGGCACAAGCAAGGUCGGGCUCCCAUAGCCGGUGAACAACCACUCAAGAAAGUUCCUUACCGAGCUGCGACGACGAAUCGACGACGGGAGAUCGCGGAGGCAGAAGCUGCUACCGGGCAAAAGGUUCUCCAGGGGCUGUACAGCUUUGAUCAGACCGAUUGGAUCAUUCCUGACCCCAUCCGAGAUGGCAUUAUUCCCAAAAAUGAUUACGGCAAUAUCGACCUCUUUGUUGAGCAUAUGUGUCCUGAAGGCGCUGUACAUGUACCGUACAGAGGAGCGGUGCGUGUUUGCAAGCGAAUUGGGAUCGACUAUGCUGAGGCAGUUGUUGACUUUGAGUUCGGCCAUCGAAUGGCUGUUCCUGUCAUUCAGGGGGUUGUCAUCGCGGUGGAGUAUCAUGAUCAGGUCAUGGAAGAGCUCGCGAAGGACGAGGCAGAGCGUUCCCGCAAGGAAGAUGAGAAACGCCGCAAGGCAGCCCUCGCACAGUGGAGGAAGCUCCUUAUGGGCAUGAGGAUUGUCGAGAGGAUUCGACGAGAAUAUGGCGGACUCAAGGACGACUUUGUAGCCUUUGGGCACAGCCGUGGGGCAGAUAGUGAUGUGCUCGAAAGUGCACUGGCCGACGAAGAUAUGGCUGGCGGCUUCUUACCUGCAGGAUUUGAGGAAGAUGUCCAAGAAGAGCCACGUCAAACCUCUAGCUUCUUCCCCGUGGUCGACGAGAAUGACCAUUCGGAGGACAACGAUGGCGAGGAUGCCCUCAUGGUAGAAGAUGGAGACAGUGAGCUGGUGUUUGGACAUACCUACCCUACACCCCAGUCAGGGGCAGUUGCCCAAGAAGAGGAAGUCAAGCCUCGAGGCAGGCGUACCGCUCAACGGGCGCGAAGGACCGUCCCGUCUUCAGAAGAUGAGGAAGAUAGCAUGGAUUCUGCCGAGUCUGACGAUGAUUACGAAGCAUAG